Molecule: messenger RNA, 876 nt
Organism: Postia placenta MAD-698-R-SB12
Lineage: Eukaryota; Fungi; Basidiomycota; Agaricomycetes; Polyporales; Adustoporiaceae
Exons: 5
Coding region: 1-876 (291 amino acids)
Biological process (GO): translational initiation
Cellular component (GO): eukaryotic translation initiation factor 4F complex
Molecular function (GO): translation initiation factor activity; RNA 7-methylguanosine cap binding
Source: RefSeq, a predicted model, not a curated record
AUGGCUGGCUACUUUUCCAACCACUCCCAGUCCCGCUUCCUCGCAAACUCCAAUUCUACCUCCUCCGCAACCCAGACGACCGUGGCUCCGACACCCUCACCCGCACCGCGUCCCCGCGUGCCCUCGUCAAAGCACUUUUCCACAUCACUAUCCACCUCCUCCGCCGACGAAAAGUCCCCGAACAAGGACAAACCCUCCGCCAGCGCAAGCCGCAACGCGAGCCCCGUCGUGCAUCCCCUCCGCCAUACCUGGGUAUUCUGGUUCCGCCAGCAGCGCGGUCCCGGCACAAAAAUCACAAACUACGAGGAGGGCAUCAAGAAGGUCUCUGCGUUUAGCUCGGUCGAGUCCUUCUGGUCCCUCUGGACACACCUCCACUCGCCGUCCGCCCUCCUUCCCACCACCGACUAUCUCCUCUUCCACUCUGGCGUCCGCCGUCCCGUCUGGGAGGACCCUCUUAACCUCCCCGGCGGCAAGUGGAUAAUCCGUCUCCGCAAGGGCAUUGCGGACCGCCUUUGGGAGGACCUCGUCCUCGCUGUCGUUGGCGACCAGUUCGCCGAGUGCUCUACUGGAGACGCGCCUACCGACGGCGCGCAGCCGGGCAGGGGCGAGGAGAACGGGGCCGCACCGGAGGGCGAGUGGCCCGAAAUCUGCGGGUGCACGAUUAGUGUGCGUCAGAACGAGGACAUCAUCUCCGUCUGGAACCGCCAUGACUCGGAUGCUCAGGUAAAGGAGAAAGUAAAAGAAACAAUUUGGCGGGUGCUCAACCUCCCACCAACAACCGUCAUGGAGUACAAGUCAAACAAUGACUCCAUGCAAGACAAGUCGAGCUUCCGGGUACCUGCCAGCGUAAGCGUAGAUCGCACACCGCAGUCAUGA